UUACAUUUUUUCACCUAAUUGUUCAAGAAAGUGGCGCUCAAGAAUAUUCAACUUCUUAACUCCAUUCUCCAUCUUUUCUCCUUCUAAGUCAUGUAACACGUUUUAACUCUUUGAAACUUCUCCUCCUUUUCAUAUUUGACCAUUAAUAUAUUAGCAACAAAAAAAACCAAACAGUAUACUAUUCUAUGCAAUCUCAAGAACAUGGGCAAGAUCAUAGGAUUCAAUGUUUCAUUUUUUAUGUUGUUGUUAUUGUUUUUGUCUUUCCUAUGUUUUUAUCCUUUGUUUUUGCAUGCUGCUUCCUCCAUCACACAGAAUGAAUCUAUCAAAGAUGGUUCUACUUUGGUCUCAGAAGGUCUCAAAUUCGAAAUGGGUUUCUUCGGCUUAAACAACUCUUCAAGAUACGUUGGAAUUUGGUAUCGCAACGUUUCGGUUUCAGCAUACGUGUGGGUUGCAAACAGAGAAAAUCCUAUUAAAAACAGACAAGGUUCCAUCACAAUAAAAAAGGAUGGUAACUUGGUAGUUCUUGAUGGAGAGAACAACGAGGUUUGGUCAAGUAAUAUAUCAGUUCCUAUAAAUAACUCGCAAGCUGUUCUUCGUAAUGAUGGAAACCUUAUUCUUUCGGAUAGAGAAACUAACAAGGAGAUUUGGCAAACUUUUGAAGAUCCAACUGAUACAUAUCUUCCAGGUAUGAAAGUUCCCGCGAGUAGCGGAGGUGGAAUCGGGAAGGAUCCUACCUUUCGUGCGUGGAAAUCAGAGAAGGAUCCUUCAUUCGGAAAAUACACGAUGAGUGUUGAUUCGGAAGCCUCACCACAGAUAGUGAUUAUGAAAGGUGAGAAAAGAAGGUGGAGAAGUGGUUAUUGGGAUGGUAGAGUUUUCUCAGGUGUGCCAAAUAUGACAGGAAAUUAUCUUUAUGGUUUUAGGCUUAACACGGACGAUAAGGGAGAAAGGUAUUUUGUUUAUGAAGCAUUGAAUAGUAGUGAUAAGAUAAGGUUUCAGAUUGCUUAUGAUGGAUUUGAGAGACAAUUCAGGUGGAAUGAAAAUGAAAAAAAAUGGAAUGUGAUACAAAGUCUUCCUUAUAAGAAGUGUGAGUUUUAUAAUUCAUGUGGUAGUUUCGCAAUAUGUGAUGAGUCUGAUUCAGUUUUGUGUAAGUGCUUGAAAGGGUUUGAGCCAAAGGAUAUGAUAAGUUGGAAAAAUGGGAAUUGGUCAAAAGGGUGUAAGAGGAAGAAUCCAUUGAAGGGUGAGAGAACUAGUACUAAUAGUUCUGUUGGAGAAGAUGGUUUUUUGGUGCAAAGGGGUUUGAAGUUGCCUGAUUUUGCACAUUUGGUUAAUGCUGGUAAUAGCGAUGACUGUGAAAGAAAUUGUCUGCAGAAUAGUUCUUGUACCGCGUAUGUAAACACUAUUGGAAUUGGGUGUAUGGUUUGGUUUGGAGAGUUAGUUGAUGUUCAAAGACUAGAAAUUUAUGGAAAUACACUCAACAUUCGGCUUUCCGAUUCUGAUCUAGAUGAUGCGAAGAAAAAGACCAAGAUUUGGAUAACAUUAGCUGUUGUAAUGGCGGUUAUCUUUCUUGGAAUUUUUGCAUGGCUGCUAUGGAGAUUUAAGGGAAAACUCAAAGUCUCUUCGACUUCUUCUCUCAACAGAAACAUUGGUAAUGGAACAGUUUCUGAACCAUCCAAAAGUACAAACUUAUUAGUACCAGCAGAAUUUUCAGGAUCAGUUGAUCCGAAUUCGGAAGGGAGUCCUCUAAAUAAUGCAGAACUUUCAUUCUUCAAUUUUAGUAGCAUUGUAAUAGCAACAAACAAUUUCUCAGAAGAAAAUAAACUCGGACAAGGGGGAUUCGGUCCUGUCUACAAGGGAAAGCUUCCAGGGGGAGAAGAAAUCGCGGUAAAGAGGCUUUGUAGAAAGUCUAGCCAAGGUUCAGAUGAGUUCAAGAAUGAAAUGAUGCUAAUAGCCAAAUUACAACAUAGAAAUCUUGUUAGACUGUUAGGAUGUUCAGUUCUAGAGGAAGAAAAGUUACUGGUAUAUGAAUACAUGCCAAACAAAAGUCUAGACUUUUUUUUAUUUGAUCCAGUCAAGCAAACAAAACUAGAUUGGACUAUACGUUCUGAAAUCAUCGAGGGUAUUGCUAGAGGACUACUUUAUCUGCACCGUGAUUCACGGCUUAGAAUAAUUCAUCGGGAUCUAAAAGCAAGCAACAUUUUGUUGGACGAAAAUAUGAAUCCAAAAAUAUCAGACUUUGGCUUGGCAAGGAUAUUUGGUGGAAACCAAAAUGAAGACAAUACAACUAGAGUAGUUGGUACAUAUGGUUACAUGUCUCCUGAAUAUGCGAUGGAAGGUCUAUUUUCAGUUAAAUCUGAUGUCUAUAGUUUUGGCGUACUUCUACUAGAGAUUGUGAGUGGUCGCAAAAACACUAGCUUUCGUGAUUCUUAUGAUCCAAGUCUCAUAGGAUAUGCAUGGCGUCUAUGGAAUGAAGAGAGAGUGAUGGAGCUUGUUGAUCCUUCGAUCCGUGAUUCAUGUAAAAAGAGUAAAGCAUUGAGAUGCAUACACAUAGGGAUGUUAUGUGUGCAAGAUUCAGCAUCUAAUAGACCAAACAUGUCCUCAGUGGUAUUGAUGCUGGAAAGUGAGGCAACAACUCUUCCAUUGCCUAUUCAACCUUUGUUUACUUCAAUGAGGAGAUAUGAUGAUACUGAAGAAUUUCAUACCGAACCCUUUGAAUCCUCAGUUGAUCUUACAGUGACAGGGAGAUAAAGCAAACAAAUUAGUCCAUGUAUAGUAAUAGCAUAGCAAUAUGUACAUGUUUCAUUUGAUUAUACAUUAUUAUUGAGUGCUUGUUUCAUGGUGGCAUUUCCACUUCAUGGUGGCAUUUCCACUUCCCUUUUAUUGCAUUAUUUCACUUUAAAAACAAGAGUGGAGGAAACACGUUAGAAGACGGUGACAGUUUCUCAUAGAAGAAAGGGUAUUGUAGUGGCAACAAAUCUACUAAUAAAUAUAGGGAUUUUUUUGUGGAUAAUAAUAAAUAUAGGGAUUUAUUUGUAUGGUUUGAUUAUUAUUAUUUUCUACCCUUAUUAUUCUGGGCCGUCUACAAGGUUCACGAAGAAUGUCCAAUAACAAACGUUGAAGAGACAAAGAUGCAAUGAACAGACGGACCUUCAUCUCUCUCUGUCGAAGACACUCGGUCACAUCUCUUAUCAUUGAUAUCUAAUUGAACAACCGUUUGCAAAAGGCGCCGAAUUACACACGGAUGGUUUUAACCGUCCAUACUAUAUAAAGACCAGAUCGCGUAAUGCUCGAUAUUCAAUUUCCCCCACUCUUAUACCACUUUACAGUCAGUGCCAUAUUUGAGAGUUGGAAUACUAAUCUUGUAGGUCCACUUCCUCUCCGUCGUACCAAUAACUGGCUCCACUGCACUUAGACUUCACUUCACCACUUUACUACACAUUUAUGGUUCCCUAAGCCUAACGGAAAUAUGACGCAGUAUGUGAGAAUCGACUCUUGAUUCCCACAGUUUUUUCCACAAAAACCACUAUCUCUUCAUCGAAGACACAUAUCACAGAUCUUCUUCUCUAAAAUCAUUGAUGUUCUUCUCGCAGGUCGCUGAUCUUUUUCUCUCGAAACACUGAUCUCUUUCUCUAACGAAUCAUAUAACAAACUCUUGAAGCCAUGGUGACAUCGGAGAUUACCAAAUGUGCCGCUUAACAUCAUUCCGUUGAGAAUAACAAAUCUUCACCUCCUCCUCAAUUAGUAAAUGAUUCAAUCUUUGUGACCUCUCUGUCUGUUGUUGCACAACAAGAUAUCACUCCUCCAAGAACUGACUCAGGAACGUUCUAAGAUUUUUUUGUAUUCCAACCUAUGCAACAACUUUUUCAAGGCCAAUCUUCACAUCAAGCUCCAUAGCAACCGUUUAUAAUUAGACAUGCUCCUGAAUAUUCAACAAUUACAAGCUAACUUAGGUAUGCAAGGAGUUGUUGACAUACUGAUCAAUGUUUGUAACUUGGUAUAACAACAAAAUUCCCAAGCCUUGGUUUAUAGAAUACCUCAAAUUGAAGAGAAAUUGCAAUGUGCUCCUCCAAUAGACAACACUACGCAAGACGGCAACACUCGACGAUCAUGGAGUGAUCAUACCACAUACGACUUUGGUAGAUGAAUUUUCCCCAUAUAGAGCAGACAUAACUGAAGCAGAAGACAUUGUACUCCUUC
Messenger RNA from Vicia villosa (hairy vetch), 4194 nucleotides. RefSeq names its product G-type lectin S-receptor-like serine/threonine-protein kinase B120. The transcript is spliced from 7 exons. Gene Ontology annotation, biological process: protein phosphorylation; recognition of pollen. The coding region runs from base 202 to 2745 and encodes 847 amino acids. NCBI's taxonomy places the organism in Eukaryota, Viridiplantae, Streptophyta, Magnoliopsida, Fabales, Fabaceae. The record is from RefSeq and is a predicted model, not a curated record. Gene Ontology annotation, molecular function: ATP binding; protein serine/threonine kinase activity.